Molecule: messenger RNA, 456 nt
Organism: Racocetra fulgida
Lineage: Eukaryota; Fungi; Glomeromycota; Glomeromycetes; Diversisporales; Gigasporaceae
Source: the annotation of a GenBank genome assembly
AUGAAUAAAAUCAAUGCUUCUUCUGAAUUACGCACAUUUAAAAAAAUUAAAUUAGAGCCAAAGAUAUAUGAUCUUACUUUGGAAAGUGAUAGUUUAUUAGAUUCUUCUGAAUAUAAUGAUAAUACACUUAAAGCCAAAAAGACCACAGAAGCUGGAACUCAGUUAGUAAAUGAUCAAGAUUUUCAAAAAUUUCGCUUACAAUUCUCUAAUUCAGAUAAAUUAUUAUCUCAACCUUCAAGUUUAUGCAUAUUCCCAAAUUCAUAUAUUUCAUCUCCACUUUAUAAUCCAUUACAAAUAGUUCCUACCUUUACUUUAUCCUAUUCAGAUUUAGAACCAACAUUAUAUACUGCAAAACCAUCUUUACCUACUUUUGAUGAAUUUUUAAAAUCAAUUAAUAAAAAUGAAAGCAUUGACGAUUAUUAUCAAAGUUUUUUAUCAAGAUUUGAACAACAGUGA